Molecule: messenger RNA, 1496 nt
Organism: Bombyx mandarina (wild silkworm)
Lineage: Eukaryota; Metazoa; Arthropoda; Insecta; Lepidoptera; Bombycidae
Biological process (GO): copper ion transmembrane transport
Cellular component (GO): plasma membrane
Molecular function (GO): copper ion transmembrane transporter activity
Source: RefSeq, a predicted model, not a curated record
UUAUAUUAAUUAAAAAUUGCUCUCAGACUCGUCAGUUAGGCUUUAUUUUGGUAUACAAUUUAAAAUCAUAAUUUAUAGUCAGAUGCAAUAUUUGUAGCUGACCCAAAAGUGGGUGAAAAAAAUUAAGUUUCAAAAGAUAAGAGCGCGCCUGUUAUGAUAAAGUUAUUUACUUUUAUUUUUAAAAUUAUCAAUGAGUUAGAUAACGUUGUUGGUGUCGAACGAUAUGAAAAUUGCAUUUGGUAAAUAGAAAUGGAACGCAGCAAUUUGAAGUGGACAAUACAGUUUAAUUGAUAAGUAGUAGAGAAAAACCGCUAAGAUGCACAUGUGGAUGUGGUUCGGUUACGACCUCGGAGACUUCCUGUUCUCCGGUCUAAUCAUCAGCACGCGGUGGGCGUUCGCCCUAACCUGGAUCGCGCUGUUCUUUGUGGCACUCCUGUUCGAAGGUUCCAAGGUGUACCUAGCCAAAGUGCAGCGCGAGGCACACAACAAACUGUACCCAUAUAGAUCGGAUGAAAGACGAAACCUUCUUUGCGACAGAGAGCGAGGGGCCAUGGAGCCGACAACUAGCCGUAACACCACCACAGCGCAGGUCAGCAGAUGGGGGCUAAUUAAAGUGAGGGCGUUGGUGAACGCGCACCAUUCGGUCGUGUUCCUGGCGCACAACGUGGUCGGCUACCUGCUCAUGUUGGCGGUAAUGGUGUACAAUGUGCAUCUGUUGCUAGCCGUCGUUUUCGGAAUGAUGCUCGGAUACUUUUUAUUCGGCCCGAAACUAACACGACUACAGAUGCAAUGCCACAGAACGAAGAGAGUGGUUAUAUGUACACCGGAAUGUGACGAUACAGCCGAAACAUCGACUCCACCUCUCCUGAAUCACUCUGAGUCAGAUUCGGACUUCUACAACUGCCAGACUCGCACUUGCAUACAGCCGUCCCACUACUUUCCGUCCACGUCACAAGAUGGCGCCAGUACCGAAAAUAACGUAACCUGCCAGUACGGCGCCAAGAAAUGCCCGUCGAAAGUUGCCAGAGCGAAAAAAGCCCAAUGUCACAGUGAAAAAGAAGACAAUUCAAAUAUAGAAGAUACAAAACUACUAGUGAAAGAGCGCUCAGGCUGUUGCAAGUCGGAGCCGCCUCACGAGGAGAAAUGUUGUAAAAAAGAAAUUGUUGUAGUUCAAGAGCCUACGUCGUGCUGCAAGAAAGAGAAAGUAAGCGAGGAACAAGCACACGAGGAAACGAGAGAGAAGACCCCUCCGGUGACUUGCUGCAAGUCGAGCAGUACCGAGAGUCGCGAACAGAUAGUUCAUCCCUGAAGCUACCGUUCGCUGUAGAGUUGGGACAGACUGCUAAUAUUAAUCGCCCUGUAAACGAUCAAAUUUGUUUGUCAAACUUUACGUUUUUAUCAAACAACUAGCUGACCCGGCAGACUUCGUAGUGCCUCAAUCGAUAAAUAAAUGACCUAAACUUUUGUAUAAAAUAAACUUAAAACAAACAAAAGGA